AUGGCUUUGGGGGUAAAUGGUGGAAUAGGGUCUUGUCCUAUGGGGUUGGGGUUCGGUAUUGGGGUCAGGUGGAGAGGCGGAGGUAUUAGGGGAGGGGUUUCGAGAGAUGAUAGGUUGAGGGUAGGAUCGUGGAACAUAGAGACCCUUCAGGGUAAGUCGAUGGAGUUGGUUAAGAUCCUUAGGAAGAGAAGGAUCAAUGUUGUGUGUGUCCAGGAGACUAAGUGGGUAGGUUCUAAGGCUAGGGAUGUGGAAGAGUACAGGUUGUGGUAUUCAGGUAGUGAGAGGUGUAGGAAUAAUGUAGGUAUAUUAGUGGAUGAAGAGCUUAGAGAGCAGGUAGUGGAGGUUAAUAGGGUUAGCGAUAAGGUGAUGACUAUUAAGUUAGUCAUUGGGGGGUUCAUGGUGAACAUCUGUAGUGCUUAUACGCCAUAUGUGGGCUUAGACGAGGAGGAGAAGAGGAGAUUUUGGGAGGUUUUGGAUGAGGUGGUUAGUAGCGUGCCUAGCUCGAAGAAUAUUUUCAUAGGAGGGGACUUCAAUGGGCACAUCGGGGCUUUACCGGUAGGAUAUGGGGAGGUGCAUGGAGGCUUGUCUUUGAGGACAGGAAUGAUGCAGGAGCUGCUCUUUUGA
Messenger RNA from Capsicum annuum, 624 nucleotides. RefSeq lists its product as uncharacterized. NCBI's taxonomy places the organism in Eukaryota, Viridiplantae, Streptophyta, Magnoliopsida, Solanales, Solanaceae. Gene Ontology annotation, molecular function: catalytic activity. Bases 1 to 624 code for a protein of 207 amino acids. The record is from RefSeq and is a predicted model, not a curated record. Gene Ontology annotation, biological process: chromatin remodeling. Gene Ontology annotation, cellular component: nucleus. The transcript has a single exon.